This is a messenger RNA of Ctenocephalides felis (cat flea), 727 nucleotides long. Its product is annotated as delta(3,5)-Delta(2,4)-dienoyl-CoA isomerase, mitochondrial-like. The record is from RefSeq and is a predicted model, not a curated record. Lineage: Eukaryota; Metazoa; Arthropoda; Insecta; Siphonaptera; Pulicidae. Gene Ontology annotation, cellular component: mitochondrion. Gene Ontology annotation, molecular function: delta(3,5)-delta(2,4)-dienoyl-CoA isomerase activity.
GAAUUGAUCUCCAAGACAUGAUGAAGCUCGGAGGAGAGCUUGCAGAAUUUGAAGAUGUCGCCAGAAAAGCUAAAUUUAUGAUGAAUAUGAUAAAAAAUUGCCAAAACUCAAUUUCAUCUUUAGAAAACUGUUCGAAACCUGUCCUGGCUGCAGUUCAUUCGGCCUGUGUUGGUGCUGGUGUCGAUUUAAUUACUGCUGCUGAUUUGAGGUACUGCACACAAGAUGCUUGGUUCCAAGUUAAAGAAGUCGAGAUAGGAAUGGCUGCAGAUGUUGGUACUUUACAAAGGUUACCUAAGGUCAUUGGUAAUAAUAAUCUGGUUCGUGAACUGUGUUUUACAGGUAGAAAGUUCCAAAGUAAGGAAGCUUUUGAAUGUGGACUUAUUGGAAAAGUUCUUGAAAAUAAAGAGAGCCUUUUAUCACAUUGUUUAAAUCUCGCUGAAGAAAUUGCAUCUAAAAGUCCAGUGGCAGUACAAAUGACAAAGAAAAGUAUUAUUUAUUCCAUGGAUCAUACUAAUCAAGAAGGAUUAGAUCAUAUUGCUGCUUACAAUCAAACAUUGUUACAAAGCGAAGAUUUUAUAAACGCUUGCAUGGCUCAGGCGAUGAAGGGUGAAAAGCCAGUAUUUUCUAAGUUGUAGAAUGGAGAGGAAAAGUUAGGUCAGACUGAAAUUUUUAUAUUAUUGAUAAAUGUUAUUAUGAUAUAUUUUUAUUACUAAUAAAUGAAUUAGAU